Messenger RNA from Erpetoichthys calabaricus (reedfish), 1510 nucleotides. RefSeq names its product hematopoietic progenitor cell antigen CD34-like. NCBI's taxonomy places the organism in Eukaryota, Metazoa, Chordata, Cladistia, Polypteriformes, Polypteridae. Gene Ontology annotation, cellular component: membrane. Bases 168 to 1229 code for a protein of 353 amino acids. Gene Ontology annotation, biological process: cell adhesion. The transcript is spliced from 8 exons. The record is from RefSeq and is a predicted model, not a curated record.
UGGGUGUGGAGCCUGGCCAGUAAGAGUGAGUCUGUAUAAAACUGUAACAGAGCGCUGGGAGCAGACAGGCAGCGAGUCCAUCAUCCAGUACGUCUGGCUCCAGACGCCGGCAAGCAGCACAGCCACAGAGGACAAAGAGAAACUCCAGCCCUUAAGCACAGGGGAGAAUGAAUGCAAUCAGGGGAACGCGGUCGUGUAUUCUGGUAUCGAUAGCCCUACUUUUAGUAGAUCAUGUGUUUUGUUCAGAAAUCACCCAAACCACUGUUAUACCUCAAGCUUCUUCAGAAAAUUCAAGUAGCCCAUCUAGCGGGCAAGUCUUCAUACCCCCGAAGGAAGACAGUCCAGCAUCUACCACAGAAACAACAACAGUUCCUUCUAAAUCAGAAAGCAUGGUUAGCAAAACUGAUCCCACAGAUAUGCAUGAAAAAACAACCAGCUCAUCAGUUCCUACAGUGAGAACAGAAGAACAGAACACAGGUUUAUCUAAUAAAGUCACCACUGGAAUGACCACAAUCGUCAUGACCAGCACAUCCACUGAGUCAUCAACAGUUAGCACAAGUGAAACGAUAAUGACAAGUGCAGAAACAAUCAGCCCUGAACAAAGUACACAAGGAGAAGAGGACUUCAUUACGUGCGCAGAAGAUGCCAUGCCCUUGAAGGAUGCUGUGAUGCUGAAGUUAAAGAGUGCUUCAAACUGUAAAGCCAUAAAAAGCCUCCUGGCUGAAGCUACGGAUAUUAAAUCCAGACUUUGUAAAGGUGAAAAAACUGAGGACUGUUCAAUGAGCAUUUAUGUGAAAUCCAAGGACGUGAUCAUCAGCUCCAAUGCUGAAGGAGACGUUAAAGCCAUGACUGCAUUAUUUCAGGAGAGUGAAGUAAAAGAAACGAUGAAGAUUGAGAAUGCAGCACCUCGCUGGGGAAAGAGGCCUCCCAACGUGCUUAUCCCCCUGAUCAUGGCUGGCCUUUUAUUGGCAGUCCUUCUCGUUGCUGGCUACUGCUUCAAGAACCGACGACAGUGGAGUCCUAAAGGCGAGAGGCUGGUUUUCCACCCCGAUGAUCCAGAUCAAAUGGAAGAAGGUCAGGUGAGCACCUUGGCGUCCACUGCCCAGCUGACUCCUCAGGAGAAGCCUGAAGUGAAAAGCAAUUUACCAGAGAGUGACAAGAGCCAGCCCCCUGCUGCAAGCAACGGCCACUCGGCCAAACAGGCCCCGGUGGCAGAUACCGAGUUGUAAAGCUGGGUGGAAGUUAGGGUGGGGCAGAAUGGAAGCACGUGACAUCAGAUAAUAAUCACUGGUCAGCUCUUCCUUGCCACCACUUGCAUGUACCCGAGCCACAAGGAUCGCCUGCGUUAGCCCUCAUUCUUCCAUUUAAUCAUGCCGGAAAGAGGAACAGCUAACUUUGAGAGGACAGACUUUAUUGCUAAGACCCAACUGUCGAACUUCUAAUUGUCCAAUGACCAAAAAACCAACAAUAGUAGUCAAAAUUAUGAAUUUUCUAGAUGGAAAAGAGUAAA